This is a messenger RNA of Nomascus leucogenys (northern white-cheeked gibbon), 3255 nucleotides long. RefSeq names its product tetratricopeptide repeat domain 39B (gene TTC39B). Gene Ontology annotation, molecular function: protein binding. The record is from RefSeq and is a predicted model, not a curated record. Gene Ontology annotation, biological process: regulation of cholesterol efflux; negative regulation of cholesterol storage; regulation of cholesterol metabolic process. NCBI's taxonomy places the organism in Eukaryota, Metazoa, Chordata, Mammalia, Primates, Hylobatidae.
CCCGGCCAGCGGCGCGGCGUCCGGGGAGGAAAUGGAUGCUGUGCGGGCCUGCCGGCUCCGGGGGCGGGGAAAUCGAGUAGCUGCACUCAGGCCCCGCCCGAGACCCGGAGGGAGCGCCGGGCCGUCCCCUUUUUCCCUCUUUUGCGCUGGGCUGAGCCCAGAGCCGAGAGCAGGAGUCGGCUCUGAGUUCCCUGCUUGGUUUUUGGGUGGCAGCAGCCAGAGGAGGAAUAUGGCGCUCUUAGGCAGCCGAGCGGAGCUGGAAGCGGACGAGGAUAUUUUCGAAGAUGCCUUGGAAACCAUCUCAAUAUCUUCUCACUCAGAUAUGGCAACAAGCAGCCUUCACUUUGCAUCAUGUGAUACACAACAGGCGCCCAGACAGCGCGGAGCAUCUACUGUGAGCAGUUCAUCAUCAACCAAGGUGGAUCUCAAGAGUGGCCUCGAAGAAUGUGCUGUGGCAUUGAACUUAUUUCUAAGCAACAAAUUUACAGACGCCUUAGAAUUGCUUCGCCCCUGGGCUAAGGAGAGUAUGUACCAUGCCUUGGGCUACAGUACCAUUGUGGUGUUGCAGGCUGUCCUGACCUUCGAGCAACAGGACAUCCAGAACGGCAUGUCUGCCAUGAAGGACGCUUUACAAACUUGCCAAAAAUACAGGAAAAAAUACACAGUUGUAGAAUCUUUCUCAAGUCUUCUUUCUAGAGGAUCCCUGGAGCAACUGAGUGAAGAGGAAAUGCAUGCUGAAAUCUGUUAUGCCGAGUGUCUCCUACAGAAAGCUGCACUCACGUUUGUGCAGGAUGAAAAUAUGAUCAACUUCAUCAAAGGUGGACUCAAAAUUAGAACAAGUUACCAAAUAUAUAAAGAAUGUCUUACUAUCCUGCAUGAAAUUCAGAAGAACAAACUUCAGCAGGAAUUCUUCUAUGAGUUUGAAGGGGGUGUCAAGCUUGGCACUGGGGCCUUUAAUUUGAUGCUGUCCCUUUUACCAGCAAGGAUUAUCAGACUACUAGAAUUUAUUGGAUUUUCUGGAAAUAGGGAGUUGGGCCUCUUGCAGUUACGCGAAGGUGCUUCAGGAAGGAGCAUGAGGUCUGCACUGUGCUGCUUAACCAUCUUAGCUUUUCAUACUUACAUCUCUCUAAUACUUGGUACAGGAGAAGUGAAUGUUGCGGAAGCAGAGCGUCUCCUGGCACCCUUCCUCCAGCAGUUUCCAAAUGGCUCACUCGUGUUGUUUUAUCAUGCCCGAAUAGAGUUGCUGAAAGGGAAUCUUGAAGAGGCACAAGAAGUAUUUCGAAAAUGCGUUUCAGUUCAAGAAGAAUGGAAACAGUUUCACCAUCUCUGCUACUGGGAGCUAAUGUGGAUUAAUGUUUUCCAACAAAACUGGAUGCAGGCAUAUUACUAUUCAGAUCUGCUUUGCAAAGAGAGUAAAUGGUCCAAGGCAACUUAUGUGUUCUUGAAAGCGGCAAUUUUGACUAUGCUUCCAGAGGAGGAUGUAGUAGCAACUAAUGAAAAUGUGGUAACUUUAUUCAGACAGGUGGACAGCUUGAAGCAGAGAAUUGCCGGGAAAUCUCUCCCUACUGAGAAGUUUGCUGUGAGGAAGGCUCGGCGUUACUCUGCCUCCUUACCUGCACCUGUGAAGCUCAUCUUACCUGCCCUGGAAAUGAUGUAUGUCUGGAAUGGUUUUUCAAUAGUGAGCAAAAGAAAAGACGUUUCUGAAAAUCUGUUGGUAACUGUUGAAAAAGCUGAGGCAGCUUUACAAAGUCAAAAUUUUAACAGCUUCUCUGUGGACGAUGAGUGCUUAGUGAAGUUACUUAAAGGAUGUUGCCUCAAGAACUUACAGCGGCCCUUGCAAGCUGAACUAUGUUACAAUCAUGUUGUAGAAAGUGAAAAGCUACUGAAGUAUGACCACUACCUAGUGCCGUUCACUCUGUUUGAAUUGGCAUCUUUGUAUAAAAGCCAGGGGGAAAUUGACAAGGCCAUAAAGUUCCUAGAAACUGCAAGGAACAACUACAAAGAUUACUCCUUGGAGUCCAGACUACACUUCAGAAUUCAGGCAGCUCUUCACCUCUGGAGAAAACCUUCCUCAGAUUGAUCAGAACUUGAAGGAUGGAAUUUUCCCUCAAUUAGCAUUGGCAUCUGCUCUAGAUUCAACCUUAUAUUAAAGUGGAAAAGUGAUCUUGUGAAUAAGAGACAAAAAACCAGUUUUUUUUUGUCAAUAUUUUCUAUCAUCUGAGCGAUUUACUGUUGUUCUACAUAAUUUUUUUUCCUAUGGAAUGGCAUUCUAUAUUAUCUAGAAAAUUCUUAUAUUUUGCCUCCCCCAAAAGAAUUUCAUAUUAUUUGAAUUAGGGGGUGAAGAAGUCUUUUGAAAGACUUGCAGAUGCAAUAGUCUAAUUAGAUUAUUUAUUUUUUUAAUGUGGAAAUUAAUAUUGUUUAGCAAAUAGCUUACAAGUUGAGCCAAUUUUGGAUUUGUUGGGUAGUUAAACUUCAGAGAUAUUUUGUUGCCUAGUAUUUAAAUUUCAGAAGAUAAAUAAAUACCAUUUCAUUUAAAAUAGCUUAACAGUGACCUUCAGAAGACUUCUGAAAAAGUCUGAGAACAUGAACACAGAUGGGAUAUAAUGUACUUCAUGGGUUGAAGAGACCUGUCUCUAUAAAGGAUGAUACAGUAUUCAGUUAUUGGUUUUUUACUCUUCAUUUGAUUAAAGGUGGUGACAUUUUGGAGAGACUGAUUUUGAAUGUACUUAAAUCUAUUAUAAUAACAAAAUUCAAAAACCCCUGUGUGUCUAAAGGGAAGGAAGUGUCAUGUUUUAGGAAUUUUUCUUAACCUUAGCAAUGAGAGCCUAAAAUACAUACAUGGAUUAUUUUUCUUCUAGGAAGUAAAUUUCCUGCUGCUUUAAAUGAUAUGUAAAAUAUCAAUAAUUUUUACACUUAAGAUGUUGGUAAGACCUAGUUUUCUAAUCUCUCUAGCACUGUGAUGUCUCCUUAUAGAUAAUCUGGACCUUGCUUAGUCCUUUAGUUGGGAAACAGAAUCAGGGCAUAGAGCAGAAGAGAGCUUGACACCCCAUAUGGUCCUGGUUCUGCUACCCAUUAGCGAUUAGUGAGGGGAACUUUAGGGAGUCCACUGUGCCCUGUGUGUCACCAUAUUUUCUUCUGUGAAAUCUAGAUUAAAGAACAGAUGACUUUCAAGGUCUUUUUCAGUUCUAGAACUGUGAGUCUGUGUAUUAGGUAUUUAUUUUCAACAAAGGAUUUUAAAAUGUUGAAUGCAGACCA